AUGAAUCAAAUUUUGAACGACGCAUAUGACCGGUGGGAGGAGCAGAUGGGUGGUGGUGCUGGUGGUAGUGGUAGGCCAUUGUUUAAAUUUCAGUUGAAACAAAUAGGAAAACAACGAAGAUGGCGUGAUGUCGUCAGGCGAGACACUUUUCAUGCCGAGUUAAGGCAAAUAAGAGAUGCUGUGGAAGGAGAUAAUAUUGGAGUGGCCUUAACUGAAGCUCUUUAUGAAGCAAUAGAGACAGAACUCCAACGACAAAACAGAGCAAACCAUCAUUGGCUCAAUUUGGCCAUUCCGGCAAAUGGAUUUGCACACGCCUACCAGUCGGCGAAUUUUACUGUGCAGGAAUUCCGACAGCGUACGCAAAGAUUGGAUGAAUUACUAUCCAAGUUGGCGGGCAAAUUAAAUUCAAAUGAAGCAUUCAUACCCAGUGAGGGAUUUCAAGUGGAUGUAGUGAUGGUAUCGAUGCCGGGCCCUGGGUCCGGUCAUGCAAAAAAAAACAAUCCCGGCCAACGAUGUCUGGAUAAAGUCAACAAAAAGAAAAAAUGUAUCAUCUCGAUAAACAACGAUGAUACUCUGUGUUGCGCUAGGGCGAUAGUCACAAUGAGGGCCCAUUGCCAUAGGAAAGAAGGAGUUGACGGGCACAGAAAUUGGGAAAACCUCAAACGUGGCCUGCCUAUACAAAAAAAACAGGCAAGAGAAUUACAUCAGCAGGCGGGAGUGGCCGAGGGCCCAUGUGGCUUGCACCAACUGAAACAGUUUCAAGAAGCAUUAGGGCCGAAUUACCAACUACUCGUCAUGACAAGGUGUAAACCCUUUUUCCUUAUAUUCAAAGGUCCAACUGCUGCCAAUCAGAUACGACUUAUCAAGUCCAAUGAUCAUUAUGACGGGGUAACCUCCUUUCCCGCCUUCGUAAAUCGCUCCUACUACUGUAUCGAGUGCGAGAAAGGAUUUAACACUGAUGACAGAGCCCACCACGCAUGCCAAGGCAGGAGAUGUUCAGCGUGUGCACGAUUUGACUGUCCUGAUUAUGUUUCAGGCAGCGAGCCAACGGAUUAUUGUUCACACUGCCACACCAAGUUCUUUGGGAUUGAUUGUAAGAAUCAUCAUUUUACCAGCAAUAUGUGUGCAACACAUCAAACUUGCAGAAACUGUUUUGCACAGUACAUGGUCAUCAAGGGUAAAAGGCACAAGUGCGGUUUUGCUAAAUGUACUUCAUGUAAGAAAUACGUACAGAUAAAUAACCACAAGUGUUAUAUACAACAAGUGAUGCAGGAAGAGGGAGAAGAGACUGAGGAACGGACAGAGGAGGGGGGAGGUUGCAUGGUGGCGCCACCCCCUCCCCUGUUCGUGUAUGCUGACAUUGAAGCUUUUCAGAAUGCGGAGGGCAUCUUUAUUGCAAACUUGCUCUGUUAUUCGUCUUCAGAUGAAGACACUGUUCACGUCUUGGACGGGGAGGACUGUGUACUCACAUUUUUACAACAACUGGACGAUCUAACAGAAGUACCAGGCAAAGAACAACAAAGACAAGUCAUUGUGGUCUUCCACAAUUUAAAGUCAUUUGAUGGAGUGUUUCUAAUACAUGAACUGUAUGACCAGCAAAGGUCUGUAGAAAACCAAAUAACAGUGGGUGCAAAGGUCUUGUCCUUCACAAGUGGAUUACUCAAAUUUAUAGACUCUCUUUGCUUUUUACCUAUGCCACUAUCGUCAUUUUCCGCAACCUUCAAUCUUACAGAACUGAAGAAGGGGUUCUUCCCCCAUCUUUUCAACUGCCCGGAAAACCAACAGUAUGUGGGCCGUAUACCAGAUUUAGAAUUUUAUGAUCCUGAUGGAUUAAUGGAAAACAGAAAAAACGAACUGUUGCAAUGGCACGGAGACCAAGUAACGCGAAACGUUACGUUUCAUUUUCACAACGAAUUAAUUGCUUAUUGCAAAUCUGAUGUUCAAUUGCUGAAACAAGGUUGUGAAGCCUUCCAGCAAGAAUUUCAAAGAGAGGCAGGGUUCAACCCUAUGGCUGAGUGCUUCACCAUCGCUUCAGCCUGCAACCUCUACUGGCGCAAGAAGCAUUUACCGCCCAACACUAUAGCGGUUGAACCCCUUCAGGGGUGGAGGGGGCCAAAUGUGAAUCAUUCAUUAAAAGCAAUACAAUGGCUGUACUUCCAAGAACAGCUUAUUCCAAAACAGGGCGCAAGUGCAGAUAGAAUCAAACACGUCCGCAAUGGUGGCGAACAGUCCAUUCGCACUGCAAACAAGUUAUACUUCGUCGACGGAUAUGAUUGUUCUACACGCACUGUGUAUGAAUUCCACGGGUGCAUUUACCAUGGAUGCAGGAACUGUUACCCAAACAGAGACAUAAAACAUUAUGCCGCUCCCGAUCGUACGGUAGAAGAAUUAUAUCAAGCAACUCUGGCCAAACGUAUGGCCCUCCUCCGAGAGGGUUACAAAGUGCUUGAAAUUUGGGAAUGUCAAUGGCACAGACAGGUGGAAACAAAUGAAGCGGUCCAAUGA
Porites lobata is the source of this 2505-nucleotide messenger RNA. The record is from the annotation of a GenBank genome assembly. NCBI's taxonomy places the organism in Eukaryota, Metazoa, Cnidaria, Anthozoa, Scleractinia, Poritidae.